CGAUAAAGCAUUCCAUCUACAUCAUCUCCCUGUACGAGCUCGGCUGACUAAAACUCCUGUCAUGUCGCUCUCUCUCCCUGCCCAAUGGAGUCACAAAAAGUUGAUCAUUUUUUCUUCUCACUUCUCACAUUUUCUUCAACCCCCAAUUCAGAACUAGAAAACUCCAGACAAAAUUGAACUAAAAACAGAGCCCUGUGCGUGAGUGAGUGAGAGUGACUGAGGGAGUGAGAGAUGUGCAACAAGAACAGUCCUCCUGAUAUGAAAACCAGGUCGAAGAUCAAGAAAGAGAGAGAAGCAGUCAAACCAGCUCGCAAAACAAGAACCAAGACCAGGAAGCCCAAGUUUCUGAGUCUCCGCCUAAAGCUCUCCUCGGAGAACUCACAAAACUCGACCCAAAUGACCCACAACUGCAAAACCAAUCACCAUGAGCACCACCAGCUCAACCUGUUCCCUCUGCACCCAGAAAACCUAGUCGAAGAUCACAAAGUCGACAUACAUGACGAGAACGUGGCGUUCCUCUUCAACUCCGAGGGCGGCGGCGGCGCCACCACUCUCAACGGCCUCCUCUCCGGAGUUUCUUCCUCCGAGGAGGACUCCCUCUCUCCGCCGCCGUACGCCUACGGGGGACAGGACAGCGACGAGGGUCGUCUUGCUGAUGGUGGUGGUAAUAAUUGUGAUCAGAGUGCGAGCUCAAAGCUGGUACGGACGGCCAUGAGGAAGAGAGACAGGGACCUGAGCGGCGAGAAGUGGGUGUGUUACUCGGAGGUACUGGUAGAGAAGAAGGAGCCGGAGGAGGUAACUAGCUGCGCCACCGACGUCGUUUGGUGUGCAAAGCGGCGGACGUCACCGCAAGGGUCGUUGUCGUUAAAGCUCGAUUAUCAGGGCAUCUUGAAGGCUUGGUCUGGUAAGGGCCCUCUUUACAUUGAAGGAGAGUCUCCUCCACAGACUGUGCCUGACUUGCAUGAUGAUUUUCUUCCCCAUGACGCCACUGCCAAUGUUUUAGCGGAUAGCUGGGGCAGCGCUGCUAAUCUAUGGAGGGUGCCAGAAAUGGGUAAUGGUUAUAUUGGUAGCAUCAAAGUGGAAGAGGAAGUGGAAGGCAAAGAUGGUUGGAAGAUGAGGCACAGAGAAGCAAGUGUGUUGAGAUACAAGGAGAAGAGGCAAAAUAGACUCUUCUCUAAGCGAAUUAGAUACGAAGUUCGAAAGCUUAAUGCCGAGAAACGACCCCGUAUGAAGGGUCGAUUCGUGAAGAGAUGUUGAGAAGUGUAGGCUCUUAGUACUACAAAGAGGGCAUGAUCUUUGGUGUGUUUAAAUUAGUUUUUUUCUUUUAUAUAUAUAUAAUAUUUGGUCUUGUUCCAUUUAGCUUGUAACAUAGUAGAGGCACCAAUAUAAUGCUAAGCAAUGUCAUAACAAAGGAGGGUACACAGAAAAAAAAAAAAAAAAAAAAAAAUGAAAGUUGUAAGUUGGAGGGAAUGCUUUCUUUGGAAUAAUGGAUCAGGUCUGAUCCUUUUUGGUUAAA
Corylus avellana is the source of this 1516-nucleotide messenger RNA. RefSeq lists its product as uncharacterized. Gene Ontology annotation, biological process: regulation of DNA-templated transcription. The record is from RefSeq and is a predicted model, not a curated record. NCBI's taxonomy places the organism in Eukaryota, Viridiplantae, Streptophyta, Magnoliopsida, Fagales, Betulaceae. Gene Ontology annotation, molecular function: protein binding. Gene Ontology annotation, cellular component: nucleus.